AUGAGAUUGCCAUCAAGUAGCUACCAUUUGAAAGGCCUGUCACCUGGAGACUGCUGGUCUCUGUUCAGACAAUGUUCAAAUCUCGAAGCUGCUGCAUCCAACCAGAAUAUCACACAGCUGGAUGAAGUUGGCAUGAAGAUUGCAGCAAAGUUGGAGGGGCUUCCACUCUCUGCCCGGUUACUUGGAUCUGUCUUAUAUUCUAAUGUCAACUUUAAUGACUGGAAGAUGAUCUUGAAUGCUGAUAUUUGGAAGUCUAAACCUCAAGAAUUGCACAGCAUUCCUCCUGCUCUGUGGCUGAGCUAUCAGCGCCUGCCGCCGCAGAUCAAGCAAUGUUUUUCAUACUGUUCUAUUGUCCCUCAGGAUCACAAGUUCAACAAGGAUAAUUUAAUUCAAAUGUGGAUGGCCGAAGGCCUGAUUCAACCUCAACCAGGAAUACGGAUCGAGGAUACCGGGAAUCAGUAUUUCAUUCAUCUCAUACAAAGAUCAUUGUUACAGAGUUCCGAGGGUGAUUACAUGAUGCACAGUUUGGUUCACAGGUUAGCAAUGGCUGUCACUUUGGAUGAAUCACUUUGCUUAUCAGGCACUGAUAAAUCCUGCAACCGACGUGAAAGGGUGCGUUUACGCCAUUUAUCAAUCCAAUCUGAUACUCUAGAGAUGUCAGAAAUUUUGGAUUCGGGCAUGCUCAAUAAACUGCGCACACUUCUCUUUUACCGAACAAUUAGCUCUAGUUUUGAAUAUCAUGCUCUGUUUGCAAAGUUGAAGUGUGUAAGGGUGAUCUGUUUGAGUGACAGAAGAUUAAGCAAUUUGCCUGAAUCAAUUGGAAGCUUGAAACAGCUCAGAUACCUAGAUGUUUCUGAGACUGCUAUUUCCACUGUACCAGAUGAGUUGUGUAGCCUACAAAAUUUGCAGACUCUGAAGUUGAGCAUGUCAUUCUCCAUGGAACCUUUAUCCAAGUGUAUGUCAAAUUUGGUUAAUUUGCGGCAUCUGAAAGGAGAUAGUGAUAACAUCUCAAGAAUUCACAAGCUUGGAAAGCUUGAAUUGUUGCAGGAGCUGGAGGAAUUCACUCUUAUGACUGAAGAUGGACACAGAAUAGAAGAGCUCAAAGAUAUGAAACAUCUCCGAGAGGAUGCAAUUUCUGAAGAAGCUGAUGAUUCAGCUCUUGAAGGUCUUCAACCAGCAGAUGAUGAAAUUUUUCAAGAAGCUGAUGAUUCAGCUCAUGAAGAUCUUCAACUAACAGAGGAUAACAUUUCUGAAGAUACAGUUGAUUCAGUUCUUGACAGUCCUCAACUAGCAGAGGACGACAUUUCUGAACAAUUCCAUGAUUUAGUUCCUGAAGGUCUUCAACCAGCAGAGGAUGAUAUUUUUGAAAAAUCAGAUGAUUCAGUUCUUGAAGGUCUUCAGCCACAUCAAAACCUGAAAGAGCUGAAAAUUUUAGGCUACAGUGGAGCCAAAACUCCGAGCUGGUUGCAAGAUGGAUAUCUCACUAGUCUUGAAGCUUUAGACAUUUUUUACUGCCGAAACAUGGACCUUUCGACUUAUCGAACAACUCCACCACCUUAA
This is a messenger RNA of Dioscorea cayenensis subsp. rotundata (Guinea yam), 1560 nucleotides long. RefSeq names its product putative disease resistance protein RGA4. Gene Ontology annotation, biological process: defense response to other organism. The transcript is spliced from 2 exons. Gene Ontology annotation, molecular function: ADP binding. The record is from RefSeq and is a predicted model, not a curated record. NCBI's taxonomy places the organism in Eukaryota, Viridiplantae, Streptophyta, Magnoliopsida, Dioscoreales, Dioscoreaceae. The coding region runs from base 1 to 1560 and encodes 519 amino acids.